Molecule: messenger RNA, 777 nt
Organism: Physcomitrium patens
Lineage: Eukaryota; Viridiplantae; Streptophyta; Bryopsida; Funariales; Funariaceae
Product: protein Asterix
Biological process (GO): protein insertion into ER membrane
Cellular component (GO): endoplasmic reticulum membrane
Molecular function (GO): protein folding chaperone
Source: RefSeq, a predicted model, not a curated record
AGACUCGGGUCGGCGCAUCUCCGUUCUUGGGACAAGUCGGAUCCGAAGAAGCUGGUGGAGGAGACCUUUGAAGGAAGGAUUGGAAUCAGUGCGAUUGCAUGCACUGCGUUGCUAGUCGGUGCUGUGUAGAGCGGACAAGUAGAGAUGGCCGACAAGUCGGAUCCACGCAUGCCAACUGCCGUCAAGCAUUAUGUGGCUCCUCUCGUCAACCCUAACGACCUUCCUCCUGAUUACUCCAGCUUGUUAGCGAUCAUUUUCGGCAUUUUAGGGGUCAUGAUGCGGCAAAAGAUAGCGUCAUGGUUUUCGUUAGUCUUCAUCGCACAGUCGCUUACUUUGAUGAAGAAUCCAGAAAACGAUUUGAAGCAGAUUAUCAUGGCCUUGACGUUUGCGGGAAUGGGAUUUUUUACCACCUACUUCGGACCAACUCCCAAAGCCGGCAAGGCUUAAGAAUAUUAAUUCCUGGAUAAAUGUCAGGUCACUCUGUUUUUUUAUUUGAGUCACUUACGCACGAGCAAACUAAGACAUACACUUCAACAUCCGAGAGUUCGAAAUUUUUAAAUUUGUAAGUCAGGCUUCCGUGAAGGCUAGGGAUCACAAGAACCUUUCAUGUCUAGGUUGAUGAGAUAACCAUUAUGACGUGCUUGGUCACAGCCCUAACUGUAUUCUUUCACAUGAAAUGCUUUCGUUGAAAACAAUGUCUAGGUUGGCUGACCAAUCUCACGUUGGUGACUAUUUUGUUCUUAUCUUAUCUUAUCUUUUCUUUUCUUUUUUCCUUUA